GGGACACUCCAGGUGUGGCCCUGCGAGAGCAGCCGCUCGCACACCGCCAUCGCCAAGUACACCCAGUACCAGGUGUGCUCCUUCCAGGGGUCCCUGCAGCCACUCGCACACUGCCAUCGCCAAGUACACCCAGUACAGGUGUGCUCCUUCCAGGAGUCCCUGCAGGAGGACAAGGACAGCGAGGAUGAGGAGGCCGAGGAGCCCGACAGCACCACCGAGACCCCGCCCAGCCCCCCCGACCAGAAAUCCCACCAGAUCAUCAAGUUCGGGACCAACAUCGACCUGUCGGACGCCAAGAGGUGGAAGCCGCAGCUGCAGGAGCUGCUGAAGCUGCCGGCGUUCAUGCGCGUCUCCUCCACGGGGAACAUGCUGAGCCACGUGGGCCACACCAUCCUGGGCAUGAACACCGUGCAGCUCUACAUGAAAGUGCCCGGCAGCCGCACCCCCGGCCACCAGGAGAACAACAACUUCUGCUCGGUGAACAUCAACAUCGGCCCCGGCGACUGUGAGUGGUUCGCGGUGCACGAGCACUACUGGGAGACCAUCUCCGCCUUCUGCGACAGGCACGGCGUGGACUACCUGACGGGCUCAUGGUGGCCCAUCCUGGAGGACCUGUACCGCUCCAACAUCCCGGUGUACCGGUUCGUGCAGCGCCCCGGGGACCUGGUGUGGAUCAACGCCGGCACCGUGCACUGGGUGCAGGCCACGGGCUGGUGCAACAACAUCGCCUGGAACGUGGGGCCGCUGACAGCGUACCAGUACCAGCUGGCCCUGGAGCGCUACGAGUGGAACGAGGUGAAGAACGUCAAGUCCAUCGUGCCCAUGAUCCACGUGUCCUGGAACGUGGCCAGGACCGUCAAGAUCAGCGACCCCGACCUCUACAAGAUGAUCAAGUACUGCCUGCUGCAGUCCAUCAAGCACUGCCAGGUGCAGCGCGAGAGCCUGGUGCGCGCGGGGAAGAAGAUCGCCUACCAGGGCCGGGUCAAGGACGAGCCGGCCUACUACUGCAACGAGUGUGACGUGGAGGUGUUCAACAUCCUGUUUGUGACGAGCGAGACGGGCGGGCGCAACACGUACCUGGUGCACUGCGAGGGCUGCGCGCGGCGCCGCGGGGGCGGCCUGGCCGGGGUCAUCGUCCUCGAGCAGUACAAGACCGAGGAGCUGAUGCAGAUCUACGACGGCUUCACCCUGGUGACGCCGCCGACCCCCAGAUGAGUCCAGGCCCCCCCCCCACGGCGGGGGAGGGGCCAGGGGGGGCCAGGGGGGCCCCCCCGCCCCUCCCCCCACCACGAACACUUUUUAUUUAUUCCCGGAGAAAUCGCCCCAAAAAUCGUCUGGACGGACAGGACGCCCCUCACCCACCGCGGGGGGAGGGGUUUUGGGUGGAAAAGCUCCGAUUUUAUACAAAAUCCCGAUUUCUAGGAAUUUACAAAGCCCCGCCCCCGCCGCCCCUCCCCCCGCGGUGGGGGAUGGGGGGGGGGUCUCUCUCUGCUGCCCCUCCCCCACCCCCACAUUUUGGGGGCUGUGAACUCAGAGGGGGUUGGGGGGGAGGGGAGGCUCUGCUCUGGCCCCUCCCCCCUCACUUUGGGGGGGUUUGUGCCCCUCCCCCAACACAAAGGGGAGCCUGGGGGGGGUCCCCGCCCCCUCCCCUCAGCAUUAAGGGGGGGAGGGGCUGGGGGGAGGGGCACUUUCUUUGGGGGGGGGUUCCACCCCCUGCCAAGAUUCAACCAAAA
Messenger RNA from Serinus canaria (Common canary), 1733 nucleotides. Its product is annotated as lysine-specific demethylase 6B-like. Lineage: Eukaryota; Metazoa; Chordata; Aves; Passeriformes; Fringillidae. The annotation marks the transcript as partial. The transcript has 11 exons. Gene Ontology annotation, cellular component: MLL3/4 complex. Gene Ontology annotation, biological process: heart development; regulation of gene expression. The record is from RefSeq and is a predicted model, not a curated record. Gene Ontology annotation, molecular function: RNA polymerase II cis-regulatory region sequence-specific DNA binding; chromatin DNA binding; histone H3K27me2/H3K27me3 demethylase activity.